Messenger RNA from Cynocephalus volans (Philippine flying lemur), 831 nucleotides. RefSeq names its product Src like adaptor 2 (gene SLA2). The record is from RefSeq and is a predicted model, not a curated record. Bases 1 to 831 code for a protein of 276 amino acids. Gene Ontology annotation, molecular function: phosphotyrosine residue binding; epidermal growth factor receptor binding. NCBI's taxonomy places the organism in Eukaryota, Metazoa, Chordata, Mammalia, Dermoptera, Cynocephalidae. Gene Ontology annotation, biological process: signal transduction; regulation of MAPK cascade. The transcript is spliced from 7 exons. Gene Ontology annotation, cellular component: plasma membrane; cytoplasm; COP9 signalosome.
AUGGGAAGUCUGCCCAGCAGAGGGAAAAGGCUGCCAAGCCCAAGCUCCGGCCCCUGUGCGGAAGGCCGAGGACCUGUGCCUGGGCAAGCAGGGGGGAGCAAGGCCACAGCCGUGGCCCUGGGCAGGUUCCCGGCAGGCGGGCAGGCCGAGCUGUCACUGAGACUGGGGGAGCCUCUGACCGUCAUCUCUGAGGAUGGAGACUGGUGGACGGUGCUGUCAGAAGUGUCAGGCAGAGAGUACAGCAUUCCCAGUGUCCAUGUGGCCAAAGUCUCCCAUGGGUGGCUAUAUGAGGGCCUGAGCCGGGAGAAAGCUGAGGAACUGCUACUGUUGCCUGGGAAUGCUGGAGGAGCCUUCCUCAUCCGGGAGAGCCAGACCAGGAGAGGCUGUUACUCCCUGUCUGUCCGACUCAGCCGCCCUGCAUCCUGGGACCGGAUCAGGCAUUACAGGAUCCAGCGGCUUGACAAUGGCUGGCUGUACAUUUCACCGCGCCUUACCUUCCCCUCACUCCAGGCCCUGGUGGACCAUUAUUCCGAACUGGCGGAUGACAUCUGCUGCCUCCUCGAGGAGCCCUGUGCCCUGCAGAGGGCUGGCCAGGUCCCUGGCAAGAACAUACCCCUACCUGUGACUGUUCAGAGAACACCACUCAAUUGGAAAGAGCUGGACAGCUCCAUCCUGUUUUCUGAAGCAUCUGCCACAGGGGAGGCCUCCCUCCUCAGCGAGGGUCUCCGGGAGUCCCUCAGCUCCUACAUCAGCCUGGCUGAGGAUAGAUCCUUGGACGAUGCCAAGUCCCCAAGCCGAGGCCGAAAGGGGAACCAAGGCUGCAGCACCUAG